AUGUCGGAAGAGUCUUUGUUAGAGCAAGACAAGAUCAAGAAUAUCCUCAACAGCGACUCGUCCUUGGACGUACUCCUCAACCGUCUCAAGCAAAGUUUGACCACAGGAGAAGAAUUCGCGAAAUACAUCAAGAGAAAGGCCCAGAUCGAAGAUGAACACUACGGCCAAUUGAAGAAGUUUGGCAUCCAGGCCCGUGCGUCCAUCAAGGGCUCCAGCAAGCUCAAGAACGACUCGUUCAGUGCCAAGCUUGACGAGAUCAUCGAGUUUGACGAGAAGUUGUUUGGUGCAGGAAGCUCGUACGUCAAGGCAUUGAACGUAAUGUACGACGAGCUCAGCUCGUUGAUCGGCACCAUUUCCAGGUCCAGAAAGCUCAUCAGAGACGAGGGCAAGAAGAAGGAAAAGGAAUGCAUUGACUCCAUCAUCGCAGCCGAAAAGGCCAAGCAAAAGUACUACCAUCUCUGCGAGGACUUGGAGAAGCUCAAAACGUCCGACCCCAACAAGAAGUCGUUUUCCUUGAAGAACAAGACCGUCGAGCAGCAGGAGGAUGACUUGCAGAGAAAAGUGGACUUAGCAGACCAGGACUAUAAGCUCAAAGUCACCACCUGCAAGAAAUUGAAGGACGAGAUCUUGAUGAACCACAGACCAACCUCGUCCAAGAAAUUGAAGAACUUGGUGUUAGAAAUGGACAUCGCCAUGAACGUACAACUACAAAAGUUUGCUACUUGGAACGAGACCUUAAUCAUGAAUUCAGGAGUAUUGAUCAGCCCCAUCCAGCUGUCCAAAAGUUCUAUGAAAUCAAUAGCAUCUUCCAUCGAUAAUGAGAAGGAUCUUUACGACUACCUUGUCAAGCAUGGAAACAUCCACAAGAACCAAUCGUUGGUACCGGUGGAAUACACAAUGCAUCCCUCAGUUGCUAAGACUCAGAAGAUAGGUAAACCAUUCUUGAACAACAGUGCCCCCAAGAACAUCAACUCUCAGCCUAAGGCCAGCACAAUCAACAACUUAUCUCCUCCAGCAAACUCGUUGCAGCCCUUAUCUGAUUCUUCCUAUUCAAACUCCACUGCUCAAGCUGGCAGCAUCAACGAGCUGGUAACUCCAUCCAAUUACACCUACUCAUCUUUGGAUCCAUCCACUAAGGCUGGCUCAGACUUGAACGGUCCCAAGACACUCAAUACCCAAUUGACACAGCACACACAGCCCACAUUUGGUGUUUCUGUGGAGGACGUCAUUCAGUUUGCGGGUAUAGACAACGUCCCCUUGGUGGUCAAAAGGUGUAUUGAAGUCAUAGAAAGCCAUGGAAUGGAUAUCGAAGGGAUCUACAGAACAAGCGGGAACAAGACCACUGUCCAGAACUUGAAAAAUUCAAUUGACCAGCAGUUCACCAAUUAUUUAUUGAUUGGAAAUAAUAUUGAUCCUAAUAACGUGCUAGAUGCAGACAUCUACUGUGUUGCUUCAUUGUUAAAGAUUUAUUUUGCCAGUUUACCCGAGCCAUUAUUGACCAAGGAAUACUACCAGUCGUUCAUUGAAACCGUCAAGUCAUUGGACGAAACAUUCAUAGCCAAAAAGUUGCACCACUUGGUGUUCAAUUUGCCAGACGGUGCAUAUUUCACCUUGCGGGCGUUGAUAUUCCACUUAAACAAGGUUGCAUCCAACCAAAACGCCAACCGAAUGACCGCCAAAAACCUUGCUAUUAUUUGGGGACCGGCUAUUUUGAACGACAACUCCAUGAGUCCCCAAGACUUGAGUUACAAGUCCAAGGUGGUUGAGGAGUUGAUGUUGAUUGCUACCGAAAUUUUCGAAACCGAUGAGUAG
Molecule: messenger RNA, 1812 nt
Organism: Suhomyces tanzawaensis NRRL Y-17324
Lineage: Eukaryota; Fungi; Ascomycota; Pichiomycetes; Serinales; Debaryomycetaceae
Gene: RGD1
Product: Rgd1p
Exons: 1
Coding region: 1-1812 (603 amino acids)
Biological process (GO): regulation of GTPase activity; signal transduction
Cellular component (GO): cytoplasm
Source: RefSeq, a predicted model, not a curated record